AUGGGAAAUUCAUAUGCUGGGCAACUGAAAUCUGCACGCUUUGAAGAGGCUCUGCACAAUUCGAUAGAGGCAUCACUUCGUUCCAACAGCAUUUCUCCUCGACCAAUCUUCUCUCAGCUGUACCUUGAAUCAGAUCAACCACCUCUAUCCCCUGAAGAUGUUAAACCAAAAAUAGAGGACCUUGAUAAAGAUAUUGAAGUUCAUCGCUAUGCACAGAGCAGCUCUUCUGGAUUCCCAGCCAUACAAGUUGGUAAUGGAAUGGACAAUGAAGAAGAGGAAGAAGAAGAGGAAAUGUCUGAGUCAAACAGCCCACCUAUUACAUACAUGCAGAAACAUGUUCCAGAAGGAUCCUGCACAACAGAUGGUUUCUGCCAAGCUGGCAAAGACCUGCGUCUAGUAUCACUCUCCACUGAACAAAUUGACAUUCCACCAGGGUUUGUGCUGGUAGGAGCCAAGUCUCCAAAUCUCCCUGAGCACAUUCUAAUCUGCGCAGUAGAUAAACGCUUUCUGCCAGAUGACAAUGGAAAGAAUGCACUUUUAGGUUUCUCGGGGAACUGCAUUGGCUGUGGAGAGAAAGGAUUUCGGUAUUUCACUGAGUUUUCCAAUCACAUCAACUUAAAGCUGACAACCCAGCCGAAGAAGCAGAAGCACUUAAAAUAUUACCUGGUCAAAAACUCUCAAGGUAUUUUCUCCAAAGGACCACUGAUUUGCUGGAAAGAGUGCCGGACUCGUCAGUCGCCUAGCAGUUAUUCAUCUGCACUACCCUCUACCAAGUCGGUUGCUGCAGUUGUGGGUGCGCCUUCUCCAAAUAUAGACACUGUGUCAUCCAGUGGUUAUGGCACUACUGUCGCUAGUUCUCAGACAGAGUCAACAUUUAAUCUGUGUCCAGUAUCAUCUGCUGCCAAUUACCCAGGAUGCCAAGACCUGUCCAGGAAUGGCAACAUAGCAAAACCUCUGGCUGUCACCAUGCAACACCUUGGGAAACCUCCAGUAACAGCUGCCUGUACAAAUGGCCAGUCACUUGGAUCUGUGCGAAUUAAUGGUAAUACCAAUAGUAACAGCAAUGGUGGAAAAUCCAAUCUGUUCAGUGCUUCUUCACCUCGGCUUCAAACCCUUUCAACUUCAUCAAGUCCUGGCUUGACCUCAGGAGAUAACAUCAUUAUGACAAGCUCUGGGCCACCUAAGAAACGUCAUCGUGGCUGGUCACCUGGGUCCCCCAUAUCUGCACCUGCAGUAGCCCCAGUUCCAGCUGUGCAGCCAGUGACAAGAUCUGAUGCUUUGCUCCCCAUGCCUGUUCCUCAGUCAAUCGUAGCCGGAGUUUUGCAGCCACAAGCCAUCCCUGCAGGGGAAACUGUUAUCAUCCCUGAAAACUUAUUAAGCAGUUCUGGAGUGAGACCUGUUAUUCUGAUAGGUUAUGGCACUUUACCAUAUUUUUAUGGCAAUGUUGGUGAUAUUGUAGUGAGUCGUCUACUUGUGAAUUGUUACAAGUUUCCACAACUGACUUCAGUUGAACUGGAACAGCUAGGUAUCUCCAACAGCCAGACCCUAACUGUGGAAAACAUGAUCCUGUUGACAAUACAAUAUCUGAUUCAUCUGGGUCCAGACCAGAUGCCUUUAAGGGAAGAGUUUGAACAGAUUAUGUUAAAAGCAAUACAGGACUCGAGCCUUAAAGAUCGAUCUCUACAAAUGGGAGGCCCUUCUUCCACCGUGUCUCCAGGACAAUUACCCUGGCUCGCUCGACUUGCUGCCAGUGUUUCACGUGACUUGGUGCAAGUUGUUUUUACUCAAAACUCCCUGGCAGAAGGAAUUUCAGAGACCUUAAGGACUUUUGGUGAUGUCCAUCUACACCAGAAAGUACCUAACUAUGUGGUAGUCAUUUGUACAUCAAAGCUGAGAGGAAUUGAAUUCUGUGUGGUGGUUUUAGGUCAUUAUCAAUCCAGAAUGCUGGCAGAAAGCAUGCUUACUACAAAUGAAUUCCUUAAGGAAAUCAGUUAUGAACUGAUUACUGGAAAAGUCAGUAUUUUGGCAUCAUAUUUCAAAACUUCUCCCCAUGGUGAUAACUUAGACAAAUUCCUAGAUAAAUUUCAGCAGAGUCGAAACAGUAAUGUUGCUAUUCCAUUCAAUGGAAAUGUUUCUGACUACAUUCCAGCAGAUGAAGCUGCAGCAAUGACAACAAUGCAGUGUUUUGAUUCACCUACUGAAGUGUUUCAGAUUCAUCCUUCUCAGCUCAGUAUUGCCCGAAAGUUGUUAUCUCAGGUUUGUGCAAUAGCAGACUCUGGAAUGCAGAAUCUAGAUUUGGGGCGCUUUGGGAAGGUUGACUUCAUUAUUUUACUGCCAUCAUCAGAGAUUCUUUUCCAACAGACUUUGCAACGUAUUCGACAUUCAGGAGUACUUGUGGACUUAGGUCUAGAGGAGGACACUGUAGCCUAUCAAAGGGCUGAGAAAUAUAUUAUCCGAUUAGACCAUGACAUUCAGAAUAAGUUUGAAGCUUUCAUGAAAAAGGUCAAGCAGAAUCCAUACACACUCUUUGUUCUUAUUCAUGACAACUCUCAUAUUGAUUUCACUAGUUUUUCAGGUUCUGCAACACAUGGGGAAUCCAGCCAGGUUCUGUCGGAUAAGUUUAUUAACUCACAUGAGGCACUUGAGGCCUGCAAUUUACUUAUAUUGCAGGUCAGCUCCUUUCCCUUCACUUUACAGACACAACAAUCCCGUGUCAGCUUUCAAAAUGAAGUGCACUGGAUACUGCCCAGCAGUCCUGAGGAAAUCAACAAUGAGGAAAUGGUGUAUUUUGGUUUGUCUGAUUACAGUAAAUCCUUACGAUGGGGAAUCACGAGCCCUAUCCUAAGAUGUGAUGAGGCAUUUGAAAGAAUGGUGAAUACUUUAAUGGAAAGGUAUCCCAGAUUGCAUAGCAUGGUGAUCCGAUGCUACUUGCUUAUUCAGCAGUAUGCUGAAGCAAUGAUGGCUGUAACAUCGAUGAAUUUACUGAGAGAACACACUACUCCUGAGACUCUGAGUAUUAUGGAUGAUUUGAUCAGCUGUCCUGGGAAAGACAAGAUUGGACGUGGACAUAUGCUGUUGAUACGAGUACCGUCCAUGCAACUAGCAAUGCUUGCCAAAGAACGACUCCAAGAUGUUCGUGAUAAACUUGGUCUGCAGUAUCGAUUUGAAGUACUUCUGGGCAACCCUGCCUCAGAACUCAGUGUCGCCAAGCACUUUGUUACACGAAUGAAGGUAUGGAGAGGGUGUGAACAGGAGGAAUGGAUCCCUCAUACCUAUCAGGAUUUGGAAGGUCUCCCAUGCAUCGUCAUUUUAACUGGUAAAGAUCCACUUGGAGAAUCAUUUCCAAGGUCCAUGAAGUUCUGUGAUCUUAGGUUAAUUGACUCCAGCUACCUCACACGCACAAGUCUUGAGCAAGAAAUAGGCCUCGCUUGUGGCUACAUUUCUAAGAGUGCUGUCAGAGAAACCAUUGCAGUUCUGGAACAAACUGAGAAGGAGCAAGAGAAGGUUCUUAUCAGUGAGAAUGAAUCUGAUGAAUUACAGAUUGACCUAGAGAGGCCACAAAGUAACAGCAGUGCAAUCACUGGAACCUCAGGUUCCAUAGCAGAUAAUGGAGUGACCAUCUCUAGUGCUCUGGACUCAACACAAAAACCUGUUUCAUCGCUGAGCUUUCAGAAUAUUGUAAACAACUCCAGUGAUGAAGGCACUUCAGCACAUACCUCAACCAGUGUAGGCAGCGAGGGCUGCAAACAGGAGUGUGACUCAGAAGGGAAAGAAACUGCAAGCAGUACAGUCUCAAAAUCAUCCAUAUCGUCUGUGAAUUCUCGCCAAUCUAUUAUACUUAAUAAAGACUUCAGGACUCCACACCUCAUUUUUCAACGCACUGUAAUUUUAUCAAAACCAGUAUAUCAUCUUCUCGUCUCCUCAAAAAAUGAACACUUAUGCUCCGCCAAUUUGUUGCCCCAUGCUGAUAUGGCUUGGACAAGCUCACUGAGAUCACCCUUUCAUAAAGACUUGAGCAGUGAAGAACAAUCACUUUACUACAGACAAUGGACAAUUCCCAGACAACAUCAUGCAGACUUUAGCAAUAAAAAUGAAGGAGGUUCUGGAAAUUUCCAUCAGCGACGGUUAUUAUUGGUGGGACCACCACAGAUUGGGAAGACAGGUGCAUACUUACAGUUCCUUAGGAUUCUUUUUCGAAUGUUAAUAAGACUUCUAGAGGUUGAUGUAUACAAUGAAGAAGAAAUUAAUGAGGAGAUGAAAGAGACAAAUGAGCAGGCACAAGGAAUUAACACACAGUGGCCUGACAUUGAACUCUUCAGCAAAAUGAUCUUUGACUUGACAGUACAUGAUCCAAGAUAUCGCCACAUAAGUCCUGUGUAUUCAGACAAGCUGCCAAAGAUUAAGCUAGAAUUGAUAAAACGCAGUCCAACUGAAGGAUCAGCAAAACGAGAGACUGUCUCUAUCAUGCUAACCAAGUAUGCUGCAUAUAACACCUUCCAUCAUUGUGAGCACUGCCAUCAUUACACAGACUUCAACCCAACCACGCAGGUUUCUGAUUCUACACUGCAUGCAUUUACAUUUUGUUCCUCCAUGUUGGGAGAGGAAGUGCAGCUUCACUUUAUUAUCCCAAAGUCAAAGGAACAGCAUUUUGUCUUCAGCCAACAGGGUAAACACCUGGAAAGUAUGCGUCUGCCUCUUGUCACAGAUAAGAAUCCCAAGUCAGUGAAGAGUCCUAUCUUUACACCUACUACUGGGAGACACGAGCAUGGCCUGCUGAACCUCUACCAUGCCAUAGAGGGUGCAAACCACCUUCAUGUCCUGGUGGUCAAAGAGUUUGAAAUGCCUCUCUAUCGAAAAUAUUGGCCCAAUCACAUUAUGUUGGUACUACCUGGCAUGUUCAAUGAUGCAGGGGUGGGUGCUGCCCACUUUCUAAUCAAAGAACUUUCAUAUCACAAUUUGGAAUUGGAACGAAACCGUCAAGAAGAGAUGGGCGUCAAACGACAGUGUGUGUGGCCAUUUAUACUUGUCAUAGAUGACUCUUGUGUCCUUUGGAAUGUUCAUAAUAUAUCAGAAUCAGACAGUGAAACCAAGGAACCCAUAGUUUCCACAAAGAACGUUUCCUUGAAGACUGUAAUGCUGCACAUUGAGGCCACACCAAAGAUUACUCAUUAUGCACUCUGUGGAAUUCAAAAAUGGAACAGCAAGCUAAAUGCUAGCAAAUUGAGGAUGCCAUUCUCUCGCUGUCACAUACAUGACUUUAUACUGUUGAAUGUUGAUCUGACACAGAAUGUACAAUAUGAUCUAAACAGGUAUACCUGUGAAGACAUUGACUUCAACCUACGGACAAACAGCAGUGGUUUACUUAUUUGUCGAUUUAAUCACUUUAGUCUCAUGAAGAAAUGCAUCCAGGUUGGAGGGCAUAAAGAUUUUGUCAUAAAACCAAAGAUUAUGGUGUCUGAAAGCCUCAAUAUCAUUUCUGCCUCUCAGUAUGUCUGUGCUCCAGAUAGUGAAAGCACAAUGCUAGCUGCUCCAGCCCAGUUUCUCCUGGAAAAGUUUCUUCAACAUGCCAGUUACAAACUCUUUCCUAAAGCUGUACACAAUAGCAACAACCCUGUAUUAGCCAUUGAUUGCUACAUAAACCUUGGUCCUGAGAUUUCUGUGUGUUACGUAAGUUCACGACCUCACUCGAUUAACAUAAAAUUUGAGGAGGUUUUGUUCAGUGGACUUCUACUCUACCUCUGUGACUCAUUCGUUGUUGCCGACUUUCUCAAGAAAUUCGUGUUUCUUAAAGGUGCCACACUUUGCAUGAUUUGUCAAGACCGAAGUUCAUUACGUCAAACAAUUGUUCGCCUGGAAUUGGAAGAUGAAUGGCAGUUCCGGCUGCGUGAUGAGUUCCAGACAGCUAGCAGCAGUGAUGAUAAGCCACUUUAUUUUCUUACUGGACGGCAUAUUUAAAUUAACUUCAGAUGGCAAGAAACAAUAAUUACAGGUGAUGGGUGGCACUAAUAACAGUUUGAUAAAGCACAAUUUAUAAUUCCAUGGAAGGGUAAUGUGGCACAAUUGUGUAGAAAAAGCAUAUCGAAAUUAGGUCACUUUAACAAACGAUUAUAUCAGAACAGAAACAUAGUCCUCAGAGAUGAGAGGGUGAUGUUCUGACAUCAGUAACUCCAGAAAAGAGUUAAUUUUGUGAUUUGUGAGGAAAACAGCUUCACGUAUGACUUGGUACAUCGACCUAUUCAACGUGGCAGACAAAAAGCAGUAUGAGCUGCAGAAUGUGUAUAUGUCCAUCAUAGGUUUGACCAGUGCUACUCAUUUUAAAACAAGUUGCAAGUAGACCUGGAUCAAAGCAGAAUGAACAACUCUUAAUAGAAAUACUUCGUUUGAAAGGAAUGAAACCAAAGCAGUGGAGUGAAAGGAAUUGAAGACUGUAUGUUGAAGAUUCUCCACGUCACCAUUCUGACUGUAUGUAUUUACAGUUAAGCUCAGGGGUUUAUAUUUAGGUGACGCUGGAGAGGAGUCACUCGUAAUCAUGCUAACUAUUCUCUUAAUUUUUGUUGUGUAUGAUUUCAUACUUACUUGCUGUAAUACUUCACCCUUAAGGAUUUUUUUUAAAGAAAGCUCACAUUUCUUUUGAACAUUUCAAU
Messenger RNA from Hemiscyllium ocellatum (epaulette shark), 6644 nucleotides. RefSeq names its product GREB1 like retinoic acid receptor coactivator (gene greb1l). Gene Ontology annotation, biological process: multicellular organism development; kidney development. NCBI's taxonomy places the organism in Eukaryota, Metazoa, Chordata, Chondrichthyes, Orectolobiformes, Hemiscylliidae. The record is from RefSeq and is a predicted model, not a curated record. Bases 1 to 5955 code for a protein of 1984 amino acids. The transcript has 33 exons.